AUGCCCUCAAAAGAGGACCCUAAAGUAUUGGGUAAGGUGGCGGAUGUACUUAAAUCAGAGGAUGAUUUAACUCAUAUUGAAACCAUCAUUGGAAGUCUUGACAAGGAGAAAUCCAGUGUGGACUCUCAAAUCAAGCUAGAACAAGAGCGCGGAAUGAAUGAAAUACAAGGCAUGAUCAAUAACAUGCAAACAGCAAAUAAGCAACUAAAACUUUUGGAAACAAAUAUUCAAAAACUCAAGGAUAUUCAGAAGGCAUCGACAUCUGAUAGAAGUGUCAGUGCAGUAUUUGACAAAGCUGCUACGACUUUAAAAAACUUUUUGGAUAUUGAAGAGUUGUACACAGGGUUUAAGACCCUUGCACAGAAGAUGGAUCUAAUCGAGGAGCUCAUGACAAUUGAGGUCCCAAAAGAUGCCGAGUAUUAUUCCGAAACAUCAAGUGGUGAUAACAUAUUACUAAUACAUUACGAAUUGAACCAACUGAGAGAUUUUAGAGAUAAGGUUGAAAUAAUGGCCGAAAAAUCAACUCCAGACAUACAACAUGCAGCGGACAACUCAUUUGUAAGAUUGGAUGAUCUAAUUUCUAGAUUUGAUCACAUUUUAAGAAUGGUGGUGGAUGCUUUUGUCGACAUAAUGAAUUGCGAGAAUUAUGGGCUUAUUAUUAAAUUGAUUCAAAUCAUUCAAUUUGAGGAGAAAGAAGACAUGAAAUUACAGUUACUGGAUAGUAUUUUUAGCACUACAUCCGCUGAUAAUACAGAAUCUUCACAAAAAGUUAAUAAAUUGCACAUGUAUGUUAAAAGAUCGCAUGUACGCUCUUACAGAAUGAAAUUUGACGAAUAUUUCGAAAAGGCUAUAAAAGAUGCUCUUGAUAAUAUAUUUGCAUCCACGGAUAGAGCAGAAAUAUUACAAGUUCUAGAUGAUAAUUAUUAUGAAACGUUGGGGCUUUACCGCACAAUUAUCAAACGAUGCUUUCCACCAGAAUGGAAUUAUUUCUUACGAAUAAUUCAAUGGAACCAAGAGGGCUUAAGAAAGCUUUUUUUGGAUGUCCUAGAUGAUGACCUAGUUUCAAAUAGUACGGUUGUUGAAAUGUUAAAUUUUGAAUAUGAAAAUCGGAAGAAACUUAAGGAAUUGUUCAAUCUCUCGAAAACGGAUAUUAAGAGUUGCAGUAUUUUGAAUAAGGAUAAGAUGGAUGAACUUUUGGAAGAUAAGGAGCCACCAGAUACUAAAGAGGAGAAAUUAGGAAUAGAAACAGCACAAACAGUGGUCGAAAUUUUAAAAUCAAAUAUUAAUGCUUUGGCUGAACUUGGAGAUUCCAAGAUACUUAUCCAAUACUUAGAAUUUUUUGCUGAAGUUGUUCUGAAACAGUAUUAUGACAAAUGGGAUACUGCUUUAUCACAGGAGGUGAAGAAAUGGACUCUUCCGGCGGAAAAUGAAAAUGGGGAAAUUACAGAGGAUAUAACUGUUGGAUUUAUGCCGAGAUACAUAACAAUUUUAGCAAACGAUUGUGUUAAACUUGUGGAUGCAUUGGAUGGGCAAUUUAAAGAGGUUAAAAAACUUCUACAUUCUAAUUUUCAUGAACAGGUUGAGAAAAUAGCAGAAGAUGCUUCCGGAUAUGCAAUCGAGUUAGGUACGACAUGCCUACAGAAACUUAAUGGUUUUAUCGUGGUAGAAUACCAACCUUAUUUGGAACAAGUAUUUUCAAAAGAAUGGUACAAGAGUUCAAGUAUGAUCGAAUAUUCCUUGGAAAUAGUUGAUGAAUCAUACAUGGGACCACUUGAAGAAUUCUUACAUCCAGAACUCUACAUUUCUCUUUUCGAGAUUGUUUUUGACCAAUACUUACUUUCGUACUUAAGUGCGUUGUUUUAUAAACGCAAAAUCAAAGAACCGAAAUUUUCUGAAAAAAUUGAAAGAGAUGGUAUUUUGAUCCAACAAACAUUUUCUAAGUUCGACCGGGCAGAGAUUGUGCCAGAUCAGCUGUAUAUUCUUGACAUUCUCAUUAAUCUGUCGAGUUGUGAAGAGUCUUCCGAAUAUGUGGAACAAUGGAAGUCAGCCGUGCAGGUAUUCAAUGAUCUUCCAUUAUCGUUCAUUAAAAUAAUUCUCAAGAAUAAGGGCCUUAGUGACAAUAAAACCAGCAUCAUAGCAGAUAUGUGUAAUGGAGCAUCAAAGGAAGUUGCUGCUUCUAAUGGAGAAGACCAAGCUUCAACAUUCAUGGCACGUUUUCAUGAUAUUACAACGGAUGAAUGA
Messenger RNA from Brettanomyces bruxellensis, 2241 nucleotides. RefSeq lists its product as uncharacterized. Gene Ontology annotation, biological process: exocytosis; exocyst localization. Lineage: Eukaryota; Fungi; Ascomycota; Pichiomycetes; Pichiales; Pichiaceae. The transcript has 2 exons. The coding region runs from base 1 to 2241 and encodes 746 amino acids. Gene Ontology annotation, cellular component: exocyst. Gene Ontology annotation, molecular function: SNARE binding. The record is from RefSeq and is a predicted model, not a curated record.